AUGUCCACCAUUGCCUCUUCCCGCAAUCCUCCCGCCCCGCUGCGCCGCACCCCCUCCGGCACUCCCACGUCGUCCGCCCGUCCCUCGUCCGACAUCUCCCGGUCCACCGUGACGUCUCCCGUCCUCGGCGCAUCUCAGCCUCCCACCGGCGCCAAACGCUCCAGCAACCGAGCUGCCCUCCGCGAAUACUACAACCUCCGUGCAGCUGCGGCUUCUGGCUCUUCUCCUUCAACUCCGCGCAUCAUCGAGGCCUCUGAUUCGGAAGUGCCUGCAAGCGAGAUCGACGCGCCAGAUUUCAACUUGGACGAAUACCUCCAGAGGGUCGUUGCAGAGAGCAGCUUGCAGGAUCUGUUGAAGCUCUAUACGAGGGUGCUGGGUGAAGUUAGGGCGUUGGACGCAGAGAAGAAGGCUCUUGUAUAUGACAACUACAGCAAACUCAUCACUGCAACGGAGACGAUUCGAAAGAUGCGAGCUAAUAUGGAUCCCCUGAACCCUAUGGCUACAACACUCGAUCCAGCCAUUGCACACAUCUACAGCCAGGCUUCAGCCAUACAAGAAUCGAUGCGAAAAUCGGUGCCUUCCCCGGAUUCAGAAGAGGGCAGGGCUCGGGAAGCACAACAGCAACGUCACCGAACAAGACAGCUAGCCAUUGAAGUACUUGCAACUCCAGGGCGGCUACAAGCACUAGUCAAGGAAGGCAAGUUUGACGAGGCAAGAAGACAGUGGGAGAUGCCACGGAAAUUGCUAGAGGCUUGGAAAGAGAAGGGAGUGGGCGGAGACGACGUACAGGCAUGCAUUGACGAAGGCGAUGCAGCCAUUGCUUUGACGCGAACGAGGUCACCAGCACCAGAAGCAAGAGCGCCAAAUGACGGGCGGCGAUAUGGCCCAUUACACUCUAAUAUGCCACCUGCCAUGAAGCAAUGAUUGCCAGGUGUUGUUUAAUCUAUGCGGCGAGCCUAGUCUAUCUGACGUCGUAUAUCAAAACCCCCCACGCCACAGCUACCAGAGAGAGAUGUCUCAGUCCUCUUCGAAAGUGCUCACAUCCAAUAUCUUAAACGGAUCCGAGUCGAACUCGCUCAAUAGUACCUCUGCCUCUGGCUCAACUUGUUUCAGAAGCGAUUCCAAGCUUGGUUUCAACACUUCUCGGAGGUAGCCUCUCUCUGAAUUGCUGUGGAAUACUUGGAUUAGGGUUUUGCCUUGUUGAAUGGCCCUGAGAGCAGAGUGAUGACUCGUUUCGCCCAUGAUGAGCAAAUCUACGUCUGCUGACUUGAGGACGUCAUAUCCGCUUCCAGCACAAACACCAAAACUACGAACCGUAGUAGACUUGAUGUCGGAACCAACGGGAGAAGCAACCAUAAUGUGCUUCAGCCCUCCUAGCUUGAGAGCCAGUCUCUUGAUGAUCUCUGCUAGAGACACGCCGCCAUUCUCAAAUCGCCCUAUGCUACCAUAUCCGGCCGGAGAAUGGGUUUCAGGAGCCGUGGCGCAGGGAAUAGCAACGGAACGAGUGCUCUUGUGAGGGCCCGAAACAAUAUCGGCGAGCCAUGUGUUGAGGCCCUUUGGUGCGGCAUCCACGGCAGUAUGUGGGCAGUAAACUGCAAUGCCAGCUUUGACGAGCUGUAAUAGGGUGGCUUGUUGCGGGUCGUUGUUUGUAAUAGACUUGAGACCAGAAAAGAUGAAGGGAU
Molecule: messenger RNA, 1682 nt
Organism: Trichoderma atroviride IMI 206040
Lineage: Eukaryota; Fungi; Ascomycota; Sordariomycetes; Hypocreales; Hypocreaceae
Biological process (GO): Golgi organization; Golgi vesicle transport; lysosomal transport
Cellular component (GO): EARP complex; membrane; GARP complex
Source: RefSeq, a predicted model, not a curated record